CAACGCCCCGCUUCUCUGAGGACGGGGGUGGAGGUGAGGUCGCCCGGGUGUCCGGCUCAGGCGGGGCCGCAGGUCGCAGCGCCGUCCGCUCCCCACGCGCGGCCGUUCCUUCGGGGCCCCGGAGGGUCCCGGGUGGGCGGGCUGACCGGGGCGGUUCCCGCAGGGGACUUCGUGCACCAGCCUAAGGCUGAGUGUCAUUUCACCAACGGGACGCAGCGGGUGCGGUACCUGCGCAGAGAAAUCUACAACGGGGAGGAGAUCGUGCGCUUCGACAGCGACGUGGGGCAGUUCCGCGCGGUGACCGAGCUGGGGCGGCCGGACGCCGAGAAGUGGAACCGGGACAAGGACUUCAUGGAGCGGACGCGGGCCGAGCUGGACACGGUGUGCAGACACAACUACCCGAUGGACGAGGCCAGGGUCUCGCACCAGCGAGUGGAACCUACAGUGACCGUCUCCCUGUCCAAGACGGAGGCUCUGAACCACCACAACAUGCUGGUCUGCUCGGUGACAGAUUUCUAUCCAGGCCAGGUCAAAGUUCGGUGGUUCCGGAACAACCAAGAAGAGACAGCCGGCAUUGUGUCCACCCCCCUCAUUAGGAAUGGGGACUGGACCUUCCAGAUCCUCGUGAUGCUGGAAAUGACCCCCCAGCGAGGAGAUGUCUACACCUGCCACGUGGAGCACCCCAGCCGCCAGAGCCCCAUCACAGUGGAGUGGAGGGCGCAGUCUGAGUCUGCCCAGAGCAAGAUGCUGAGUGGCGUCGGGGGCUUCGUGCUGGGGCUGAUCUUCCUGGGCCUUUUCAUUCGCCAGAGGAAACAGAAGGGAUCUCACGGGCCUCCACCAGCAGGGCUCCUGAGCUGACUCCUGAGGAUACUUUGACUGGGAUUGGCUGUUCCUUCUGCAAUGCCUGCUUGCCCCUGCCCAGAACUCCCGCUGCCUGUCAGCCCGUCCCCCUCUGAGAUCAGUGUCCUACAGCGACUCCCACACAGUUGCUGGGUCGCUCCUGUGACCCUGGGGUCUGUGCCUCUGGGCUGCCGGCCGAACCUACUCAAAGUCCUGAGGCUUUUUUUGUUGUUGUUUCUAUUUCCUCCCACAGACUGUUCAGGAGAAGCAUGUUAAAGCCUUUACCUGACUGUAGAGCUUUUAUCAUAAUUAAACAUGUUAUGUGUUGUCUGUAUACCGAGACUUCUUAGCUGGAGGGAGGAGGGAAGCUACUGCAGAAUGAAAGGAACAUAUUUUGUUCCUUGAGGGAGACUGGAGGCACCUUGGGGAGCCAUGUGAAAAGUGAGCAGAGGAGGGGAAAAACUGUAAUAAAAUAAACAAUAAAAUAUAAGAACAAAUUUUAAAACUUUA
Molecule: messenger RNA, 1350 nt
Organism: Artibeus jamaicensis (Jamaican fruit-eating bat)
Lineage: Eukaryota; Metazoa; Chordata; Mammalia; Chiroptera; Phyllostomidae
Product: rano class II histocompatibility antigen, A beta chain-like
Exons: 5
Biological process (GO): antigen processing and presentation of exogenous peptide antigen via MHC class II; positive regulation of T cell activation; peptide antigen assembly with MHC class II protein complex
Cellular component (GO): MHC class II protein complex; membrane
Molecular function (GO): MHC class II protein complex binding
Source: RefSeq, a predicted model, not a curated record